CGAGGCCCGGCUCCCCGCCUGCGCGUCUGUCUCGCUCGCAUCGCCCUCGGGCUCCUGCUCCACGACGUGACCAUGGCCGGGCUGCAGGAGCUGCGAUUCCCGGAGGAGAAGCCGCUGCUCCGGGGCCAGGAGGCCGCCGAGCUGGAGAACUCGGACACCUUCCUCUUGGCUGUGGACGCAGACUGGAAGGAACACGACAUCGAGACGCCUUAUGGCCUUCUGCACGUGGUGAUCCGGGGCUCCCCCAAGGGGAACCGCCCGGCCAUCCUUACCUACCAUGACGUGGGCCUCAACCACAAGCUGUGCUUCAACACCUUCUUCAACUUCGAGGACAUGCAGGAGAUCACUAAGCACUUUGUGGUGUGCCACGUGGAUGCACCCGGUCAGCAGGUGGGGGCGUCACAGUUUCCUCAGGGGUACCAGUUCCCCUCCAUGGAGCAGCUGGCCGCCAUGCUCCCCAGCGUGGUGCAGCACUUUGGGUUCAAGUACGUGAUUGGCAUCGGAGUGGGAGCCGGAGCCUAUGUGCUGGCCAAGUUUGCCCUCAUCUUCCCCGACCUGGUGGAGGGGCUGGUGCUGAUGAACAUCGACCCCAACGGCAAAGGCUGGAUUGACUGGGCCGCCACCAAGCUCUCCGGCCUGACCAGCACUUUACCCGACACGGUGCUAUCUCACCUCUUCAGCCAGGAGGAGCUGGUGAACAGCACAGAGUUGGUGCAGAGCUACCGGCAGCAGAUCGGGAACGUGGUGAACCAGGCCAACCUGCAGCUCUUCUGGAACAUAUACAACAGCCGCAGAGACUUGGACAUUAACCGGCCUGGAACGGUGCCCAACGCCAAGACGCUCCGCUGCCCUGUGAUGCUGGUGGUCGGGGAUAAUGCGCCUGCUGAGGAUGGGGUGGUCGAGUGCAACUCCAAACUGGAUCCAACCACCACGACCUUCCUGAAGAUGGCAGAUUCCGGGGGGCUCCCCCAGGUCACACAGCCUGGGAAGUUGACUGAAGCCUUCAAAUACUUCCUGCAAGGCAUGGGCUACAUGCCCUCAGCCAGCAUGACCCGCCUCGCCCGCUCUCGCACCGCGUCCCUCACCAGCGCCAGCUCGGUGGACGGCAGCCGCGCGCAGGCCUGCACCCACUCGGAGAGCAGUGAGGGGCUGGGCCAGGUCAACCACACCAUGGAGGUGUCCUGUUGAAGCCCUCAGCCCCGUGAAGAUGCCCACCUGCCCCCGUCCUCCUCGACGUCCCACUGCCAUCCUCGCGCCAGCUCCUUUUCCCUUUAGUUUAUUUUUGUGAGGGCAAAGGGGAGCAAAUGGGGUUACUUCUCUUUUGUUUAAAAAGAUGAAGGGAGCCAUCUUAGAUGCUGCAGCAGAACGGUCUCCAGAUGGUUUGAGGGGCUCACUCCUCCCCCACUCACCUUGCUAACUUGCUUGGUUGACUUAGACCCCUCUCUUCCAACUCUCCACGGCCCGGGCACAGUCAGGGCAGGGGUCCUGGGAGGAAGGAGAUUAGCUAAGGAAAGAGAUGAGUCUUUCUCUGGCCAUGCUCCAGGAUAGUAUCCUGGAUUAAAGAGUGAGCAUGGACGACCCCCCCGGGCAGGCAGGUUUGAAGAUGGGACGGGGUUUUGGGUGGUGGGAUAGCAGGAGCACGAGGUCCAGCUCGGGCACUGGCAUGAGAGCCAGGUGUCUCCUGGCUGUCUGCAGUGGGGAGCCCUGGGAGGCAGGGAGCCCUGGAGCUCUGCAGGCCCCUUUCCCCUCACCCCUCCAUCAAACACCUGUUUCUGUUUUGUAGCACACGUGACAAUCAUCUGAACAGUGGCCACAAGGGGGUGCUCCGCAGGGCUGGUGCUGUAGGGCCAGGCAGGCAGAAGCUGAAGAGGGUUUUCCUGCCCAAGGAAGAUAGAAAAGGGAGGACCCUGAGGGCAGGAACCCCACAGACUGUUCCUUCCAGCCUACGCUCUCCACCACCUCCUGGCCUUGUCCCAUUCCUAGCCAGGACCCUGAAGCAGAAAGUCGCCUGGUCCUCCAUCUCCACAGGGACCAGACUUGGGGGCCGAGGUUAAAGGCUGGGAUAGCCUGUGAGUGUUGGGUGCACCCCUGAGAACUUGGUGGUGACUGCCUUUGGGAGCCAGCAGGAGCGGUGGCUGAGAGUUCCUGUAGACCCCUUUUUGCCCCCAGGUUCCAUGGAGGACAACCCAAUCAGCAGCAGCGUAGCCAAGGCCACCAGAAACGUGUUAUUUCUAGGGAAAGUUCUGGUCAAGCUGUGCCAGUGUGUCAUGUAAGCAUCACUAAGAAAGAAGAGAAAGUUUAUUUGGAGAGAACUGGUCCAGGGUAGCCAGACUUCGCAGCCCCACAUCACCAUCUCAGCCCGUUGGAGCGGGCUGGGCCUGGGGCUCGCUGGGUCCUGGGGUGGGAGGUGAAGGUUCCUGAAGAGAACAAGGGCCAGGCAGAGGAGAAAGGCUCCCCAUACACCCCAGCCCCCUCCUGCCGCCCGAAGCCCAGGACUGAACAAAUACUCCCAUCCACCCACCUUAUCAGGUAGAAUCUCCUGGCCCGGAAACCAGAAGCCAUUUGUCUCAGAGCCUAAAUCAGUUGCCACAAACCCCCAAACGAGUAAAGAUAGGGGGUGGGGGGGGGAGAACAAUGAAAAAUGCAGGGCUGUGGAGGGGGUGUGUAUGGGGUGCUCUGAGGCUGGAAGGACACCUGCAUCCCCAUUUCCUCUGCACACAUCACCCCCUUCUAUAAUCUUAAGCCAUUACUAGACUCCUCUAGAGCCCGGUGGAGUGUUAGUCUGCCCCCAGUUCUAUUCACUCACGUGCUUCCUUUGAGUAUUGAAUGUGACUGUUUGAAGAGCUGGUAGGAUUAAUCCCUGUUACUGUAGAUAGCGCUGCGAAUCUUGGAUUUUCUUUUUUGCCGUGUUCUUUCAGAUGAGAUACCUAUAAAUAUCUAUACAUUAUAUAUAUAUGUAUAUUGGGUCCUCCUGCGUGUGAAUUUCCAUUGGAAGUUGUCUUUUCUUUGGUCAAAGUGAACUUUUAACGGAGUUUAUUAUUUUCCUCUCUGUACAAAGUGAAGAGCCUAAUUUUGUGUAUUCUGGUGGCUGAUGUCAUGAGACUUUGAGAUGACAAAAUGUAAAACAAAUAAAAACUCUUGUCAAUGUAGAAAGAGUUAACUGUGCUGAAAAACUAAUAAAGAAACUAAGAAGAAUUCGAGUAUGGUGAUGCCAUGUCCAUCGUGG
Diceros bicornis minor is the source of this 3226-nucleotide messenger RNA. It is a transcript of the gene NDRG4, whose product is annotated as NDRG family member 4. The record is from RefSeq and is a predicted model, not a curated record. Gene Ontology annotation, biological process: brain development; signal transduction; positive regulation of ERK1 and ERK2 cascade. The coding region runs from base 73 to 1188 and encodes 371 amino acids. The transcript has 16 exons. Lineage: Eukaryota; Metazoa; Chordata; Mammalia; Perissodactyla; Rhinocerotidae. Gene Ontology annotation, cellular component: cytoplasm.